This is a messenger RNA of Mycena citricolor, 2106 nucleotides long. Lineage: Eukaryota; Fungi; Basidiomycota; Agaricomycetes; Agaricales; Mycenaceae. The record is from the annotation of a GenBank genome assembly.
CGCGUGGUCCAUCUUUUUCCCUGUGGUUCGCGAUCAUUCAAAAGGGCGCGAAGCCAGUCGGGGAGGGCUCACGCUGCGGCGCUCACCCUUCCACCCUCGUUUCCUUACUUAUGUUCUUCUCUUCUGCCCUGCGGCUCGCGGCUGCGGGCGCCGUGCUUCUCUCUUCCUCUGCCCUUGUUCACGCCCAGGACACCAGCAGCAACGACACCCAGAUCAGCACCAGCCAAGUUAGCACCAACGCCAGCGACAUCAGUGCCUCGGCCGCCGACUUGAAUUCGACGUUCGCUCUCAACGCGACUCUGCACACCGCGGCAGUGUUCCGCUUCCGCCCCUUGACGUCUCCUCUCGGGCCGGUUGUUGACUUGGGUUAUGCUGCGUACGCUGGUAACUCGUCUCUUGAUGGCAUUACUUUCUACGGCGGGAUCCCCUACAUUAAGCCGCCCGUCGGCAAUCUUCGUUUUGCUCCCCCUCAACCUUUGACCGAAAUCUACAACCUCUUCCUCGGCAACAGCGACGUCGUCGAUGCGCGCAACUGGGGCCCCAUCUGCAUCCAGCAGCCCGCCGUCGUGGGCAUCGGCAGCGAGGACUGCGUGACGCUGAACAUCUGGAAACCCGCCGGCGCCACCGCGAACAGCAAGCUGCCCGUCUACGUCUACAUCCACGGCGGGGGCCACUACUACAACUCAGCGCAGGGCUUCCCCGCCAACGACUGGGUUGCGCGUUCCAACGGCGGCCUUAUCGCCGUCGGCAUCCAGUACCGUCUCGGCAUGCUCGGCUUCUUGACCGGGAACGGCAUCCGACAGGACCGGUCCGCGGGCCCCAACAACGGUCUGCUCGACCAGCGCGCGGCUCUCGAAUGGAUCCAGCGCAACAUUGCGGCCUUCGGUGGCGACCCGAGCAAGGUCACGAUCGGCGGAGAGAGCAGCGGCGGAGGCUCUGUUGCCCUGCACAUGACGGCUUACGGUGGCGAGCGCAACCCGCCGUUCCGCGCUGUUGUGAUGGAGAGCCCCGGGAACGAUCCGUUCUAUGAUGAUAGCCACAGCGAGCAGUGCUUCGUUGACGCUCUCUCGCACAUCGGCUGCCCGUACGAUAACAACGUCGUGAGCUGUCUCCGGAAAGCCUCCGUGGGCGCCAUCGUGUCAGCGGUCAACAACAAGCUCGGAUCGUGCAAGUACGAGCCCGUGAUCGACUACAACUACGUGCCUGGCAUCACCAGCGAGCUUUUCUCGACCGGUCGGUUCAGCAAGGUCCCCAUUCUCGGUGGACAUAACGCCCAGGAUGGCUCGAUCUUCGUUGGCAAGCCUGCCCAGGUCAACACUGAUGCAGACAUGGUCAACGCUAUCCUCAAGCGCUACCCGACGCUUUCCACGCCGACGACCAACGCGAUGCUGCAGACCUACCCGCCCGUGUCGGCGUCCACCCCCUGGACGACUCAGUGGGAGCGGACCAUGUGGGCUUACAUGGAGAGCGAGCUCUCAUGCUGGCCCUGGUACAUCGGCAACGUCUCUGGCCAGCCAGCGUACAACUACCGCUGGGACGCUGUCGACCCGAACCUCAUCGCCGCUCGCGGCGCCUACGUCGGCGCAGCACACACGGCCGAGCUCUUCUAUCUGUACGACGGCACGAAUUCGGGCCCCAGCGCGUCCGUCGCGCAGCCCGUCUUCACCGCUUUCUCAGCCGCCCAAGGCGACCUCGCGAAACAGGCCGUCGCGUGGUGGUCCAGCUUCGCGAUGACGCUCGACCCCAACGCGCACGCGGCCCCCGGCGCACCCCGCUGGGAGCCGGCGAGCCAGAACGGCGGGUUCAUGGUCCCGAAUACCGGCGCGUCGGCUGCGUCCAGCGCGAUGUCGUACAUCGACGCGGACUACCCGCGGCGGUGCGCGUGGUGGCGCAGCGUUGCUGAGGAGCUCCGGCUCUGAGCGCGGUUGCAUUUUGUAGUUGUCAUGCCCUGUUUAAUAUCUCUCCCUCUCUCCGUAUAUACUCCUGCUCACGACCUAAUCGCUCCUCGUACUUUCUUUGGAGGAACACUUGGAUAUUGCGUUCAUGAAUGUACAUAGGCCUUCGACUUCACAUACAUAAUCUUACAUUUGUACGCACGGGAAUAUA